This is a messenger RNA of Strongylocentrotus purpuratus (purple sea urchin), 4017 nucleotides long. Its product is annotated as putative glucose-6-phosphate 1-epimerase. The coding region runs from base 230 to 1084 and encodes 284 amino acids. Gene Ontology annotation, biological process: carbohydrate metabolic process. The record is from RefSeq and is a predicted model, not a curated record. NCBI's taxonomy places the organism in Eukaryota, Metazoa, Echinodermata, Echinoidea, Camarodonta, Strongylocentrotidae. The transcript has 10 exons. Gene Ontology annotation, molecular function: carbohydrate binding; isomerase activity.
ACGUUGGUGGUACGCACAUCGAACCCUUCGAGUUAGGCGCUGGAUGCGAGGUCGUCUCGACACGGUAUAUUAUGAACUUUGUAAGUGAUCACAAAAGAACUUCCGCAUGUUUUAUGCUACUGUGCAUAGCUAGCUGUGCUUUGUGUUGUUUGGCUUCUGUUUGGCUUCGAUUCGCAGUGGUUUCUAAUCAUCGGGACUCAAGAAAAGAUAUAUACUUGAUUCUGGAAAAAUGGCUUCCUUGAAAUUUGUUCCCAAGGAGGAGCGCCAGGAACAGGUGGUAUUGGCCAGGCAGCUGGAGUCGUCUGCGAACGUCCAGCUUCACGGAGCUACAGUAACAUCUCUUACACUGAAUGGAUGUGAUAGAUUAUUUUUAAGUGAAAAAGCUGUGUUUAAUAACAAGAAGGCGAUACGGGGUGGUAUUCCAGUCAUCUUUCCCCAGUUUGGUCCAUGGGAUCUAGGAGCUCAGCAUGGGUUUGCUAGAACAACACCUUGGGUCCUGACUGACAAACAAACAGAUCCCAAGAAGGAAGUCCUUUGUACAUUUGAGCUGGAGGAUGAUCUAGAAACACGCAGUAUAUGGAAUCAUAAAUUCAAGGUGAAAUACACAGUUGCUCUGAAGAAAAAGAAUGCUGUCUUUGACUUUUCUGUCACAAAUACAGGCUUGGCUAAAUUAGAAUUCACCUGUCUUCUACACACAUACUUCAGAGUAGAUGACAUAGCCAAUGUAUCAAUAACAGGCCUCAAUGGACUAGAGUAUGUAGACAAGAUUCGAGGGGGAGCCACAUUCACGGAGGACAGGGAUCUAGUGACAGUGGGAGAAAACUAUGACAGAGUAUACCAGCAAACACCCAAUAAACAUGAAAUCAGAAACACAAUUGACGGAGCAACCAUUAUCUUGGAGAAAAACAACUUUCCUGAUACAGUGGUAUGGAAUCCAUGGGCAGAGAAAGCAAAACAGAUGAGUGACUUUGGUGAUGAUGAAUACACUAAGAUGAUUUGUGUAGAAGCUGGCCAUGUUUCUACACCAGUAACGCUACAACCUGAACAAACGUUCUUCGCAAGUCAGAGCAUCGCUGUCAAAUAAUAAAUUUAAAAAGAAAACGUCUGCCAAAAGCCAGAGGGGUAUUAACUCACUACUCUGCAUAAUGUGGUAUAAUGGUAUAUAUAUUGAAAAUCUGUCUUUUACUGAAAUUGCUACCACUGCUGUAAUGUAUUUUCUAUUGCCACAUCUUUUGAUGAAGGCGUACAUAGAGCAUAUCAGGUUCUUGUACCCAAGCAUCAUCACAGGUGAUGCAUUGUGGGACUUGGCUGUCAACACAUCAGAACAUCGUGGGCAGCAGAUAUUACGUAAAUAUGAAGUAGUGUAGGUAGAAUACUCUCCCUUAAAGGUGAAGUGUACUAUUGUUUUAAACAGAUGAAUACAAAAUGCAUACAAGAAAAGAAUUACAAAGUAAUAUCUGGUAAUAAAAGUGAUAAACAGUUUGGCAUUGUAAAAGAUAUUAUACACCCUUGUGGUUCUCAGCAGAAGCCUAAAUCAGGUUGUUUUUGAUACUUCAUAUACUAUAUACAUUUAUGAGAGGUGGUAGUGGUAUGAACUUGAUUCUCAUUAUGAUUGGAAUGUUGAUUUUUAUUCUUUCAUGUAUGUCUCUGAUUUGAAAUGUAUAUUUUUUUCGAAAGGGGAAUCCCAUUAAAGAAAAGAAACUAUUGCAGAUGUGAAGGCCACAGCAGCGCUUUACAGCGCCACCUGAAGUUGAUGAUGAUCACUUAAUCAAUGUUACAAAACUGUGUCAUAAAGUGUGUUGCAAUGAUAUACGUUUGCUUAGGUUGGUAUGUAAAACAACAGAUGAUUGAACAUGCAACUCUCUAAUGUAAUUUUAAAAUCAAGAUGAACAGGUGGUAGGGGAGAAUUGGAAUUAAAAUAUAUCUCUUGUUACUUUAAAGACAGUUUGUAUUAUCGUAUGGAUUUUGUUUUUGUUUUGCUUAACUUGAUCAUAUAUAUAUUUAAUUUUAAUUUUUCUACUUUCAUUUUUGUAGAGUAUGACAGAGGGGAGGGCAAAUCAUUUAAUGGAUUUAUUAUAAUUCACCCGUAUAGAAUAAUGAUUGUAUUCAAAAUAUUUGAAUAGCUGCCUGGCAAAAAAAAGGUGAUAUAAGAAAAAGCCUGAAAAAUUCAUGAAAUAUCUACAAUCUACAUAAUAGACCAUUCUAUUCCGAUAGCCACUUAAACACAAUUUUUUCAAAAAAAAAUUUGACUUCUGUGAUUUUCACCUAUUUGACAGUAAUACAGUUUUAUCAUGCAGCAAAUCUGAUUCAUGAGAAAAUCAAAUUGAUUAUUACGCUUUGUUAUUUAGAGACAAAAAAAUUUAAUAUGUACCAUACUUAAUGUGCUUUAUUAGCAGUAUAAUCGUGUCUUUCAAAGAAAUUGCAAUUAAUUCAAAUUAUUGUUUAUUCUUGUUCAGUUAAAACAAGAAAGAAAUGUAAAAUGAAACACUUAAUUAUCUUUAUUGAAAGAAAUAUAUUGUUCUUUAGAAAAGGUUUAAUAUUUGUAUUGCAUAUUUAUAAUUGUCAAAUGCAAUAUUUUAUGGUAAAAGGCUGAAAUUCAAUAUUUUAUCAGAUAGAAAUAUAUUAAUAUUUUACAAUAUACAUGUAUUAACCAUGAAAAUCUUAUAGAUUUCUUUUCUUUAACCGCAAUUGUCACAUGAUAUUUUGACUGAUUUGUUAUGCUAUCUGUAUAUUUUGUGCUUUUAAAAAUGUUCAAUUUAAGUUUGUACAAUGUUAUUGUUUAUUUUACGCAACUUUGACCCCAAAUCCAUUCCAGUGUAUUAUCAUUGAGAACCCAAUUUCUUAAUGCACAAACUCAUGAAGAUUUGGUAUCAGCUGUAUACAUCAAGAAAGUUAUAUAUCAUGUCAUUAUUUCACGUAAAACAUUUAGUUUGAAUAGGAAGAGAUUGAUCUUUAGUGAUCUUAUAAGCAAUUUACUAAACUCAUUACAUUAGACAGCAAUCCUAUCAUAUUGUUUGUUUAGAGCCAGAAGGGUGUUAAGUCUAUGUAACUGACAUGAGUUAAAGCCCUUCUGAUUCUCAGCAGACGUUGCAUAGUUGUAUCAUAUAUACAUUGCGCAUGCUCAGGCUUUUUCUAUUAAAUUGAAAUAUUUUGCAUUUUCAUUAAUACUGAAAUGACAAUGAUGUUGAACGGUGCUGCUAGGUAUAAAAGGAAAUCAACUUUGAAUAUUCUUUGAAGUCAUCAAUAGCAUCAGAUUUGAAAAUCAGAGCUUAGUGUAUACUUACACAAAUACACUGUAGUUCUGUUUAAAAAAAAAUGUGAGUUAGGGGUAUUAUUUCUGGUAACAGUUUUAUUGUAGGUAUUAGCACUUUCAUUUGCUUUUUCUUAUGUUGUGAAAAUGAUGUUAGUUGGUAAGUCAGUAGGCUUUGGAAAUAAGAAACCAAAUCAUUCAUACGUACGGUAUGUGGGGAUCAGUGAUUGACUGUGUCCUCUAGAGACCCUGAUCAUUGAUCAUUCACAAGCACUUUUUGAUACCAAACACUUAUCACCAGUUAUUUUAUGUUUUGUAUACCCCCAGGCUACCGGGAAAGGGAUAAAAUUCAUAUUUAAAAAAAAAUAAUUAUUGUAAUAUUCUGAAGGGCAGAAAAAAAGAAAUUACUGAUAUUUUUUGUUUAAAAAACACCAUUAUUCCAAAGUGGACAUAUUGUGACAUUAAAACAAAAAAUUCAGAAAGAAAGUUGCAUCAAACAGUAGUUAUGGGUACAUGUAUUUCUUUAUACUACCACAUUAUGGCCGUUCUGUAUUGAUUUCCACAUAUGUAUUGUCUAGCAUUUCCUGGAUAACAUUUUAUUAUAAUCUGCCAAAAGAAGGAAUUGCAAUUCCCAUUUAAUAUAUGUGCAGGUUUUUUAAUUCUUUCAUAAUUCUGUACAUGUAUUGUGAUGGGUACUUUUUUUUAUACCACUUGUAACUUUUUAGCAAUAAAUUGAAAGGUUUGGAUGAGAAAAAUCUACAUGGAAA